Messenger RNA from Lycium ferocissimum, 871 nucleotides. Its product is annotated as large ribosomal subunit protein uL13w-like. Gene Ontology annotation, biological process: negative regulation of translation; translation. Lineage: Eukaryota; Viridiplantae; Streptophyta; Magnoliopsida; Solanales; Solanaceae. The record is from RefSeq and is a predicted model, not a curated record. Gene Ontology annotation, molecular function: structural constituent of ribosome; mRNA binding. Bases 60 to 680 code for a protein of 206 amino acids. Gene Ontology annotation, cellular component: ribosome; cytosolic large ribosomal subunit. The transcript has 4 exons.
UCCUCCAUUUCUCCAUAGCAGCACCAAGGUUUAGAGAGUAAAAAAAAAAAAAAAAAAAGAUGGUAUCAGGUUCAGGGAUUAGUGCAAGGAGAAUAGUGGUGGAUGCACGUCACCACAUGUUGGGAAGACUUUCAUCCAUUUUAGCUAAGGAAUUGUUGAAUGGACAAAGAGUUAUUGUUGUUAGAUGUGAAGAGAUUUGUCUGUCUGGUGGACUUGUGAGACAGAAAAUGAAGUAUCUUAGGUUUCUUAGGAAAAGAAUGAAUACUAAACCAUCUCAUGGUCCUAUUCAUUUUCGUGCUCCUUCUAAAAUCCUUUGGCGUACUAUCCGUGGGAUGAUUCCCCACAAGACCAAGCGCGGAGCAGCUGCACUUGCCCGCUUGAAGGUUUAUGAGGGUGUCCCACCCCCAUACGACAAGAUCAAGAGGAUGGUUAUUCCAGAUGCUCUAAAGGUAUUGAGGCUCCAAGCUGGACACAAGUACUGUCUCUUGGGCAAGCUUUCAUCAGAGGUUGGAUGGAACCAUUAUGAUACUAUCAAGGAACUUGAGAACAAGAGGAAGGAGAGAGCUCAGGUAGCAUAUGAGAGGAGAAAGCAGUUGGCAAAACUUAGAGUAAAGGCUGAGAAAGCUGCUGAGGAGAAGCUUGGACCUCAACUCGCCGUUAUUGCUCCAAUCAAGUAUUGAAGUGGGACAUAGUCACAUUUGAAGUACAAUUUUGUUGAAGAUUGAUAAUUCAUCUUAAUCUCACCUUUUUCUAGUUAUCCUGAGUGGUGUAUUUUCAGUUUAACAGUGUUUGAGUAGACUCUUUAUCUUUCAUUGUUUUGGUGAUGAAAUUGAAUCUCGUGCUUUUAGUGAUACGGGUGUUAUCUCGUUUA